This is a messenger RNA of Pyrenophora tritici-repentis Pt-1C-BFP, 3561 nucleotides long. Its product is annotated as Ion-trans multi-domain protein. Gene Ontology annotation, biological process: monoatomic ion transport; transmembrane transport. Gene Ontology annotation, molecular function: monoatomic ion channel activity. The record is from RefSeq and is a predicted model, not a curated record. Gene Ontology annotation, cellular component: membrane. Lineage: Eukaryota; Fungi; Ascomycota; Dothideomycetes; Pleosporales; Pleosporaceae.
AUGUUCGCCUCAUUCUUCUCCUCAAAGUCACGCAGGCCAUCCGAGACGACGCCACUUCUCGCCGCAAUCGACAGAUAUCGCCGUCGCCACAAUGGGGAAGACUCGGACGCCGACGACAACGAGCCGGGCGCAGCAGGCCAGUACGAUGGCGAAGAUGAGGAAGAGUACGAAGACGAGGACCGCCAGCGAGAUGGUCCCCUGUUGCCCGUUUUCUCUCCCCAGGUCUUGGAUCGCAUACCCAUCUACAACACCACCCACGCGAUCCGCAUAAUCCUCGUCCAAAGAUGCGAAACCACCUUAUCAUGGGACCAGUUGCGAUCGCCGCAAGUCUCGCAAUUCCUCGUCAAGCCCAUCCAGCAGCAACUGCGCUCCGACCAGUUCUCGCGCGGGCUCUUAUACUGCCUACUCGCAAACUGCCUACAAUUCAAGAAGGAGGGCGAGGAGAACCCGGGAAAUGUGGGCGUCAGUAAGACACGGGCCCUCAUAUGCGAACUGCUCGCUAUGAGACUGCUAAAGGAGUACUCUACCCGCGAACUUAUCGAUGCUCUGUCGUACGACUUCGAUCCGCUGCAGGGUUUGGUCGUGUCAGGACGCGGAAACGCUACUCCAGGCGGCGCAAACUGGUCGCGACAGGCCCCUCGUUCCGCGCGCAUCUCUGCGCUGGAAAUUGCCAUUCGCGCCCAGGCCAAGAAGUUCCUCGCCCAUCCUCUGGUCGUACGCCAGCUGGAGGCCAUCUGGGCGGGCACCAUUGUCUUCCACUCUGCAGCCGAUAACCUCCAUCGCAAGCCCGACUCCUCCCAGGAACCCGGGCACAAUGCUCCUGGCAAUACAACCCCAAGGAGAGGCCCUUCGCGUCGCAUGUCGCCCACGAAGCCUGCCCCUCCUCUGCCCCCGCCCCAAUCGCUUCUCAGGCGCACCGUCACCCUCUACGAUCCACACGAGGCCUCGCUCUUCAAGCUCUCACGAUUACGUGUUCCCCGUUAUCGCAACAUGUUUUCGACAAUGUCGUUUGCCAUUAUGCUGGCCUUGUUCCUAGCUGUGCUUGUGGAGAAAUCCGACGACAUCACAGCUCUGGAGGUGCUCUUCUGGUUUUGGAGCGCGGGAUACAUGCUUGACGAAGUCGUUGGUUUCUCUGAACAGGGAUUCGGGCUGUACAUUAUGAGUGUCUGGAAUGCCUUUGACCUGGGCAUCCUUCUCAUGUUCAUGGCUUACUACAUUUUACGCCUCUACGGAAUCCUCAUGCCUGACGUCAGCCGCCACACAGUGGCCGCUAUGGCAUACGACGUUCUCGGUUCUACGGCCGUCCUCCUCUUUCCUCGUCUGUUUUCCGCCUUGGAUCACUACCGGUACUUUUCGCAACUGCUCAUCGCCUUUAAGAUGAUGGCUAUGGACCUGGUUGCAAUUCUCGUACUCAUCGUCAUAAGCUGCAGUGGCUUCUUCGUCGCCUUCAGUUUGGCUUUCAAGCGAGAGCUCGGCGCUUCGGAUGCCGCCUACGCCAUUUUCCAACUUGUCAUGGGAUUUACUCCCGCUGCCUGGGACCUCUGGGGCGAAAUGAACUUCCUCGGCAAGACCUUGCUUGCCUUGUUUCUCUUCAUCUGUCACUUCCUUAUUGUCACAAUUUUGAUCACUGUCCUGACAAACUCAUUCAUGGCGGUUGUCAAAAACGCCGACGAAGAGCAUCAAUUCCUGUUCGCUGUGAACACCAUCUCUAUGGUCAAGUCAGAUGCUCUCUUCUCUUACAUUGCACCAACCAACAUCAUCGGGUGGCUUUUGAUUCCACUCAAGUACACGAUGCCGUUCAAGAAGUUCUUGCGCAUGAAUAGGCUUGUCAUCAAGCUAACGCAUCUUCCUAUUCUGUUUCUCAUUUUCAUCUACGAGCGUGUUCUUCUAUCACAUCUCUCGUAUGGACCAACUGAUCUUGUUGAGCAGCGAGGUCGGGCAGAUACGAAAGCACCUGUGCCAGCGUUCAGUAUACGGGGUGCCACUGAGUUGUUUAGCCCUCGCCUACGCGAGCCCUCAGUUACCACGUUUCAGAAAGAUCAAGCACUUGAAGAGGUUUUCCGCCGACCUUAUCGCGACCCUAGUUUCCAAGCGAGUCCACGUUACCCGGCGCCCAGAAGGAACUCGGGCAAUGUCGUAUCAGAUUGGAUGAAGAAAAUGGGUGACGAUGAUGAGAAUACUCCACCCCAAGAUGACUCGCGAUCAGUACUGGAUCGACUAGAGGGUCGUAACCGGCCAUAUCUGCGUCGAACUAAAACGGUGGGGCAGACAAGGCGCAAGCACCCACUCGCUGCAACUAGAACUGUCGUGUCAGACCCUGACGAUGCCAUGACUCCAUUUACUGGUAUAGCAGAGGAGGAGGAGCCUGACAUGGACACGGCCGAGGCUAUGGAGGAAGUUCCACAGCAGACUGACGCUGAUGGAGACGACGAAGACGAUCAAGCGGAUACUGACCAGCAAAUCACGCCGCGCGUCAACCAGGGUCAAAAGGAAAACAAGAGGCCAAAGACAGGAUAUGAAUCGUCCGAAGACGAGUUCUUUCAGCCACCAAUGGGCCCGCCUCCACGACCGCAACCUCGUACUCCUGCUAUCGUGCCUUCGCUGUCUGGGUCAAGCUUCAAAGCGAAAGAGCCAAUGUCACCUGGUAAGAAACGAGCGAAGCCCGGCCACAAUCGCAAUACGUCGACGGGUACAAUUCUAUUCAGCCCCGUUAAGGAGACCGUGAAUGUAUCACGUCCUGUUUCCCCUGAGAAGCGACCAAAGACAGGCAAUCGUAGUGGGGCAGCCACUCCAGGACGUAUUGAUGCUUCAAGUGGGACUGGUACUCGCACCCCGAAGCUGCGAGCUCCUGCGGCUUCUGGUGCAGCCUCCCGGCCUCGUGCGAUCAUGCCACCGCGUGGAAUGUCCUCUAAUCUGCUUUCCAAGAGUCGAGAUGAUCCUUCUUUCAACACUAUUGCCUUGGACCUGGCAUCCGAUCUAGGGGAUAAUAACCUCAAUCCUAACUUUGGUAACCUCAGUGGACUCCCUGCGUCUUUUACAACGCAAUUCGAAAUGGCUGCUCGCAUGAAGGCACAUGAGCUGGCGAAGGGCAGUGAUAACGAUUCGGAGUCAAACCGAAUGAGCAGAAUUAUGCUUGCACGGAUGACGACACUCGAAGAAGGCUUCCGCGACAUGCUCCAGGAGGUCAAGGGAUUGAAGCAAGGAGAAAGCCAGAUGGGUAGCCGAGGUACAGUAUCACCGCCUCUGGAGCCCACGACGACUAAGAAGAAGGGUAAAGGCAAGAAGAAGAGUGUCAAGCGGGACAGUGAUAGUGACAGGAAGAUGGAUUCCAGUCUAUAAGACGUGGAAUAGAUGGAUGCAUUGCAUAGUUACGGUGUUUUGUGGGCAUUUGUAUGGUUUAUGUUUUUCGGGUUGGCAUUUUGCUUCAGCGAUACCCCAGGGGUUGUCGAGACUGAUUCCGGUGUUGGGUUCAGUAUGCAUUAUGCACGCCUCAUUUUUGUAUUAUCAGUAUCGCUCCAAAGCAUGAUGGUAAUUUCUAGUCCAAUACAGUGGUAUUGCGAG